Messenger RNA from Python bivittatus (Burmese python), 1899 nucleotides. The record is from RefSeq and is a predicted model, not a curated record. Lineage: Eukaryota; Metazoa; Chordata; Lepidosauria; Squamata; Pythonidae.
GGUAUUUACAGCUGCAUCCAUGGAGUGGCUAUUGAAGACCGCCAUUCUUCUAUGAAUUCUCCCACUGCCACCAUGAACAAUACCCAUUCUAAUAUUUUGCGUCUGCUCCGAACAGCAAAGAACAUGGCCAACCUUUCAGGUGUCAAUGGUUCACCACAAAGUGCCCUGGAUUUCAUCCGCCGUGAAUCAUCAGUUUACGACAUCUCUGAACAUCGCCGUAGCUUCACCCACUCUGAUUGCAAGUCUUAUAAUAAUCCCCCCUGUGAGGAGAAUCUUUUCAGCGAUUAUAUUAGUGAGGUAGAAAGGACUUUCGGCAAUUUACAACUAAAAGAAAGUAAUGUUUAUCAAGACCAUUAUCAUCAUCAUCAUCGCCCCCAUAGCAUAGGUAGUGCUAGCUCUAUUGAUGGACUAUAUGACUGUGAUAAUCCACCCUUCUCUACCCAGUCUCGAUCCCUCAGUAAAAAGCCACUAGAUAUUGGUUUACCACCAGCCAAGCAUGGCCAGUUAGGUGACCUUUAUGGCAAGCUGUCAUUCAAGAGUGACCGAUACAGUGGAGGAGGGGCACAUGAUGAUUUAAUCCGUUCAGAUGUUUCAGACAUAUCCACUCAUACAGUGACAUAUGGCAACAUUGAAGGCAAUGCUGCAAAGCGGAGAAAACAGCAAUAUAAAGAUAGUUUAAAGAAACGCCCAGCCUCAGCUAAGUCACGGAGAGAGUUUGAUGAGAUUGAACUGGCCUAUCGACGGCGUCCCCGUUCCCCUGAUCACAAGCGCUAUUUUAGAGACAAGGAAGGGCUAAGGGAUUUCUAUUUGGACCAAUUCCGGGCUAAGGAAAACUCACCACAUUGGGAACAUGUAGAUCUGACAGAUAUCUAUAAAGAACGGGGAGAUGACUUUAAGCGUGACACUCUAGGGGGAACAGGGACAUGUACAAAUAGGACCCACCACAAACAUGGGUCAGGGGAAUUUGGAGUAAACAAUGAGCACAAGCACAGUGUUGUGAGUGGGGUACCAGUGCCAUGGGAGAAAAACCUUACCAAUCUUGAUUGGGAGGAACGGCCAGGGUCUAAUUAUUGCCGCAGUUGCCCAUCUAAGCUGCAUAACUACACCCCAGCUGUGGUGGGACAGAACUCCACCCGUCAGCCAUGCAUCCGGUGUGAAGCCUGCAAGAAGGCAGGCAACCUCUAUGAUAUCAGUGAGGACAACUCCCUUCAAGAGCUGGAUCAGCCAUCUGCUCCUGUGCCAGUGGCAACCAGCACCUCUACCACCAAGUAUCCUCAGAGCCCUUCCAACUCUGCCUCCAAGGUGCAGAAAAAGAAUCGCAACAAGCUCCGCCGGCAACACUCCUAUGACACGUUUGUGGAUCUGCAGAAGGAAGAAGCAGCCCUGGCCCCACGCAGUGUGAGCUUAAAGGACAAAGGCCGCUUUUUGGAGGGAAGCCCUUAUGCUCAUAUGUUUGAAAUGCCAGCGAGCGAGUCCACUUUUGCCAACAACAAGUCCUCACUGCCUGCCACCAGCCACCACCACCACAACAAUCCUGGCAUUAGUGGUGGUUAUAUGCUAAGCAAGUCGCUCUACCCCGACCGGGUCACUCAAAACCCUUUCAUCCCCACUUUUGGGGAUGACCAGUGCUUGCUCCAUGGCAGCAAAUCCUAUUUCUUCAGGCAGCCUGUGGUGGCAGGGGGGCCCAAGGCCAGGCCAGACUUCCGAGCCAUUGUCACCACCAACAAGCCAGUGGUCUCAGCUCUUCACGGAGCUGUGCCAGCCCGUUUCCAGAAGGACAUCUGUAUAGGGAACCAGUCCAACCCCUGUGUGCCUAACAACAAAAACCCCAGGGCUUUCAAUGGCUCUAGCAAUGGGCAUGUUUAUGAGAAACUUUCUAGUAUUGAAUCUGAUGUCUGA